GGCGCCCCGAGCCCGGGCCCCGCGCGGCCCGUGCCCCCGGCCCCUGCUGAGCCCCGGGGGCCCCGCCGUGGCUGAAGCCAUGUUCCCCGUGUUCCCUUGCACGCUGCUGGCCCCCCCCUUCCCCGUGCUGGGCCUGGACUCCCGGGGGGUGGGCGGCCUCAUGAACUCCUUCCCGCCACCUCAGGGUCACGCCCAGAACCCCCUGCAGGUCGGGGCUGAGCUCCAGUCCCGCUUCUUUGCCUCCCAGGGCUGCGCCCAGAGUCCAUUCCAGGCCGCGCCGGCGCCCCCACCCACGCCCCAGGCCCCGGCGACCGAGCCCCUCCAGGUCGACUUGCUCCCGGUUCUCGCCGCCGCCCAGGAGUCCGCCGCGGCUGCUGCGGCCGCCGCCGCCGCCGCUGCCGCCGUUGCCGCUGCGCCCCCGGCCCCCGCCGCCGCCUCCACAGUGGACACAGCGGCCCUGAAGCAGCCCCCGGCGCCCCCUCCGCCAGCCCCGCCCGUGUCGGCGCCCGCUGCCGAGGCCGCUCCCCCCGCCUCUGCCGCCACCAUCGCCGCAGCGGCGGCGGCCACCGCCGUCGUAGCCCCGACCUCGACGGUCGCCGUGGCCCCCGUCGCGUCUGCCUUGGAGAAGAAGACAAAGAGCAAGGGGCCCUAUAUCUGCGCCCUGUGCGCCAAGGAAUUUAAGAACGGCUACAACCUCCGGAGGCACGAAGCCAUCCACACGGGAGCCAAGGCCGGCCGGGUCCCCUCGGGUGCUAUGAAGAUGCCCACCAUGGUGCCCCUGAGCCUCCUGAGCGUGCCCCAGCUGAGCGGAGCCGGCGGGGGAGGGGGAGAAGCGGGUGCCGGCGGCGGCGCGGCCGCAGUGGCCGCCGGUGGCGUGGUGACCACGACCGCGUCGGGAAAGCGCAUCCGGAAGAACCAUGCCUGCGAGAUGUGCGGCAAGGCCUUCCGCGACGUCUACCAUCUGAAUCGACACAAGCUGUCGCAUUCGGACGAGAAGCCCUACCAGUGCCCGGUGUGCCAGCAGCGCUUCAAGCGCAAGGACCGCAUGAGCUACCACGUGCGCUCACAUGACGGCGCUGUGCACAAGCCCUACAACUGCUCCCACUGUGGCAAGAGCUUCUCCCGGCCGGAUCACCUCAACAGUCACGUCAGACAAGUGCACUCAACAGAACGGCCCUUCAAAUGUGAGAAAUGUGAGGCAGCUUUUGCUACGAAGGAUCGACUCCGGGCGCACACAGUACGACACGAAGAGAAGGUGCCAUGUCAUGUGUGUGGCAAGAUGCUGAGCUCGGCUUAUAUUUCGGACCACAUGAAGGUGCACAGCCAGGGCCCUCACCAUGUCUGUGAGCUCUGCAACAAAGGCACUGGUGAGGUUUGUCCAAUGGCGGCGGCGGCGGCGGCGGCAGCAGCAGCGGUGGCAGCCCCUCCUACAGCUGUGGGCUCCCUCUCUGGGGCUGAGGGGGUGCCUGUGAGCUCUCAGCCACUUCCCUCCCAGCCCUGGUGAGCUCCAAGUUGGUGGGGGAAGAGAGGGGAGAGUGGAGGAAAGUCCCUUGGUGCAAUCUCCUCUCCCCCUCUCUAUUCCGACCAACUCCUCACUACUUCCCCCACCAACCAAGGAGCCUCCAGAAGGAAAGGAGGAAGAAAUGUUUUCUUAGGGGAAUUUGCUAGGUUUUAAUGAUUUGUUUCUCCUGCUCCUCUCUUCUCCCUGUCAGACCUGACCCCUCACACACCUGUCCCCUUGGUUGUGUUGAAGUCCCCUGGACGGUGGGUAGGGGUGGCAGAGGACAGGAGCAGCCACUGCCCUUACCCCUCUCCUCUCUGUAAUCCCCUGCCCGCCCAGGGAUUCGUGAGCCUUUCCCUCGAUGGUCCUUCUUGCUCUUCUCCUCCAGUACUCUCCCCCUACUGUCUGCUGACCCUCCCUGGGGAGUUGGUGCUUUCUUUUUCUUCUUUUUUUUUUUUUUCCCAGGGGGGAGGGAGGAGAGGAAGGAGGGGAAUCAAAGAUUCUGUCCCAGAGAGGGAAGAAGGUAAGAUUGGAGAUGGGGCAGAAGCAGGGAAGGCAAAGAUUGUACCUUCAUGACGUAGGGUUGUUUGGGGUCAGGCCCUAAACAUCAUCCUACCUGAGAAUCUGUCAGGGGGAAAAAGAGGCAAGGGGGCAAAAGGAGGAGCCACUGGGGCUAGAGGCAGAACAGGAGAUGGAAUCUUAGGGGGCCAAGGUAACUGAGGGGAUCCAGGGACUCGAGGUGCUUCCUGGGGUGGGGGGAAUGCAGCCACAGUGUCUCCCCCUUCCCUCUUCCACCCCAGCUCCACCCCUGGUCUUUUCACCCCUCUUCCCCACAACAGAAGCUGUGGCCCUGGCCAUGUCAUCGUGUUCCUGUGUCCCCUGCAUGUUCCCCACCCUCCACUCCCUCUUGCGCGGAUCCCAUUACAAUAAAUUUUAAAUAAAAACCUG
Cynocephalus volans (Philippine flying lemur) is the source of this 2449-nucleotide messenger RNA. It is a transcript of the gene MAZ, whose product is annotated as MYC associated zinc finger protein. The record is from RefSeq and is a predicted model, not a curated record. The transcript has 5 exons. Bases 80 to 1504 code for a protein of 474 amino acids. Gene Ontology annotation, molecular function: DNA-binding transcription repressor activity, RNA polymerase II-specific; RNA polymerase II cis-regulatory region sequence-specific DNA binding. Gene Ontology annotation, cellular component: nucleoplasm. NCBI's taxonomy places the organism in Eukaryota, Metazoa, Chordata, Mammalia, Dermoptera, Cynocephalidae. Gene Ontology annotation, biological process: regulation of transcription by RNA polymerase II.